Molecule: messenger RNA, 640 nt
Organism: Etheostoma cragini (Arkansas darter)
Lineage: Eukaryota; Metazoa; Chordata; Actinopteri; Perciformes; Percidae
Gene: ppp1r35
Product: protein phosphatase 1, regulatory subunit 35
Exons: 4
Biological process (GO): negative regulation of phosphatase activity
Molecular function (GO): phosphatase binding
Source: RefSeq, a predicted model, not a curated record
AAUCCUGGUCUCCUUCAGGUGGGUUUUGAAGAACUCGUGGUUGUCACGGCAACAUCGGGGCACAGCAAAGCCACCCCGCCUCAGCAGCCAAUCAAAGGUCAGAGGAGGAGCCGAGCAUGUCUCCAUGCCCCCAGACAGUGGGCGGGGCGUCCUGCUGCAGUAGCCAAUCCUGGACCAGGAUGCAUGGAGAGGGCGGAGCUCAACACCACUCUGGCUCUGAAGGCAGAGCUUCAGUCCCUGCAGGGGGCGGAGUUUAACUCCCAGAAGGCCGUUCAGGAGACUCUACGGAUGUCUGAGAGGACCAAAAACCUGAUCAACACCAGAGCUACUGAAGAAGUGAAUGUCUCUAGGUCUCAGCUUCUCUUCACCUCAUUGGUCAGUGUGGACGUGCAGGAGGAUCAGCUGAUCAGCCAGCUGCUGCAGCCUCGGCUCCCCCCCCACUCCCCCCCCCGCCGUGGCAACCAGGAAGCAGAUGGCCCCUCCCUUCUCCUCUUCAUGACCUCUGACCUCCUCAGGCAGAAGCCCCUCCCACUAGAGGAGGAACAUGUCAACUACAAGCCCCGCCCCUCGCCACGCCCUGCCCACUCAACCUUUGACCUCUACAAAAGACGGAGGGGUUUAGAAGUUACGCUCUGACCUC